GCAAGCUGUGACAAAAUGACUUACUCUAGAAAUCGCAGAUAUUCAGAAUACUCAUCUACCAGACGCUCUAGGUCCAGAUCUAGGCAUUCAAGGGACAACUACCACCAUUAUAGACAUAGAAGCCCAAGUCCCAGAUGGUCUGCCAGGCGCUCAAGGUCCAGAUCUAGGUGUUCCAGGGACAGCUGCCACUAUUCUAGACAUAGGAGCCCUAGUCCUAGGUGGUCAAGAUCAAGAAAUAUUUCUAGAUCUAGACCAAGUGACAGGGAUUCUUACACUCCUAUGACUUGUAGUAGUGGGAGAGAGUCCCUGGACACUCAGAGAGUCCGAGCAUUGACUCCAUUGAGAGAGCCAGUAUCGCUUCUUCCAGAUAUUGAAGACCCGCUUAUUCAGCAGCUCAGUGAGCCAGUGUUUCCUGAGUUAUACGGUACCUUGGAGCAGAAAGCGAGGUAGGGAGGACCAAGCAGAUGUUUCCCCACCGGCUAAAAAGCAGAAGUAUGUUCCCACACAGGCCAGUCCAAAUAUACACAUCAAUAGAAAUCAUCCAAACUUUCGAAGGCAGCAAGUUGAGGUAGCUAGCCAUCAAUGCAGUAUAAGCCUGGUUGGAUGUAUCAGCCUGAAAUGCAGCAGUUACCUGGUUGGAUGGAUCAGCCGUCAACACAAUGGUAGCUGGCGGGAAAGAUUAUCCAUCAAUACAGUGUUAGUCCAGUUAGAUGAAUCAACAAUUAAAGCAGUGGUAGUUUGCAGGAGAUAGAUCAGCCAUCAAAACAGUGGUAACUUGGUGUUAUAGAUUAAAUCAGCACGUACAGCAAAGGCCUGGUUCGAUCGAUUGUCCAUCAACACAGUGGUAACAAGGCAGGAUAGAUAAACUGUCGACACAGCAGGAACCUGGUUGUUGGAUAAGCAGCUAACACAAUAGUGUAGCUUAGCUGGAUAGAUUAGCCAUCAACGCAGUAGCAUCCUGGUUGGAAGGAUCAGUUAUCAACCAAAUCAGCUUGGUCGGAUAGAUUAGCCAUCAACGCAGUAGUAUCCUGGAUGGGAGGAUCACCCGUCAACCAAGUCAGCUUGGUCGGAUAGAUUAGCCAUCAACGCAGUAGUAUCCUGGAUGGGAGGAUCACCCGUCAACCAAGUC
Mercenaria mercenaria is the source of this 1129-nucleotide messenger RNA. RefSeq lists its product as uncharacterized. NCBI's taxonomy places the organism in Eukaryota, Metazoa, Mollusca, Bivalvia, Venerida, Veneridae. The transcript has 4 exons. The record is from RefSeq and is a predicted model, not a curated record. The coding region runs from base 16 to 450 and encodes 144 amino acids.